GUCACUUUGAGGGCGGAUAUCGGCCGGUCCUCAUCCUCUCCUCAUCCUCCUCUUCCUCCAUCAGUCUUCAUGGUUCUGAUCUCACCCCAAGCCAUGCAACCCACCCGGGCGUCCACCACGGUCUGUGUGUUCGCGGACUGCAGCAUCCCGUCCGGGCUCCGGAUAGGACCUGUACCGGGGAUCUUCAAACUGGGGAAGUACGUGUCGGACCGAAAGGAAGUUGGACCCAAGAAGAAGGUGCGUUUAAAAACUGACAACUAUCAUUCAUUCUGAUUUUAAUGCUUCAUGGUGUGUUUUUGUAAAUCAAAUCCCUCGAGUUUUUUUUUUUAAUGAAAUUACAGGUGACUUUUGUUUCUCCUUCAGAACCUUUGGAUAAAUUACGCACAAGUUGCAUGUUUAUUAUCACUUUUGCUGUUCAAAAAAAUACAAACUCUCUUUUUUUUCUUGACAUCAGUUUGGUUUGGUUUCUGGUGGUGUGCAGCAUCCAAAAGGAGCACACUAGAUGUAGAUUUUGCAGCUGCAGUGUCAAACUCCAUCGGGCCUUCACUUAUUAAUUGGUUUGGCCUGUCAGGCUGGAAAUAAUUGAGCUCCAUUAGUGGCCGACUUGUCAGUCUGUGCUUCUACUUAACCGGCCUAAUGGGCGGCCCGGCUCCGCUGUGUGGGAUUUCAUGCCCUCAGCCGCCUCACAUUUCACUGCCUGGCGGGCCUGUUACCCCGAUGAGCCGUUUAAUUUUAAUGUAAUCCGGCCAGAGAAAGAUGCCACUGAGGCCGGAGAGCACAGCCUGGGGCGAGGACAGAAAUAAUUUUACACAUAAUAACAAAAAAAAAAAAAUAACAACAACACAAAAAUUGAAACACUGAGUUAUUAUUAUUUUUUUGGACCAGGGUUGGUGGAGAUAAGAAAUGUGGCGAUAAAUCAUCAUUUUAAAUUUCAGGGAAAAUGACAUUUAAAAUUCAAUUUUUUUUUAAAGAAAUGAAACUUUAAAAUGUUUAAACUUUAAAAAAAAAGAAGGUAAAAAAACCCCACAGAGAAUAUGUGCGCAUCCAUAACCUCAGCCUGUUAUUGUUGCAGCUGUCAGCAGAUGUGAUUGAUGCGUCUAAAUGCGUGGCCCCGGGCUGCCGGCGAUCAUCAGGUGCACUCUCAGUGUCAAAUGUCGCGCUUCGAUCUUUAAUAUCCUUGAACAGUUUAGAAACGCUCUGACACUCCUCAAAUUCGUUUCCCAUAUCAGGUCAAUUAGGCCCGAGUGUCAUUCUCUUUAAGAAAUCAUCAGUAGAGCGGAUAAAGACGCAUUAAGCGCGUUUUGGUCAGGCGUGGUCGCAGCACCUCCAGGUAGGGUAGGCAGCCAUGGGCAAUUAUUUGUCUAUAAAAUUUGUUGAAUAUCUAUGGCUUUUUUUUUUAAAGAAAUAAAAAAAAAUCGAAUUUAUGAAUAAGUUUAAGGAAAAUAGAAUUUUCAAAACCAGGUCAAAUGUGUUUUUCCAACCAGUGUAUCAAAUGUGAAUUUAUUGCCUUCAAAUGUUGGCUGUUUCUGUGGGAAGGCUAUGAUGUUUGACUUUUCAUCGUUCCUUUAAAUCUGUCAAACAAAGAGUUUUUCUUGAUAUGAUCGUAUUUUUCUGGCCUGUAGGUCCGCUUGGUUCGUGGAGAGUUCGUGGAUGAGUCGGGCUGCCCUGUGCCAGACUGGAUCGGAUUCAUCCGCGCAGCCAGGAACAGUCAGGAGCAAAACCUGGAGGCAGUGUCAGACCUACCUGGCGGACAGGUGAUUUUUUUUUCUUUUUUUUCUCGGCACAUCUUUAGGCCUUUGUAAAAAUGUUCACCCUUCCUUUUGAUCAGUACCAACUCAAGCCUUCCUGCUCCUCUUUUUUAAAAGAUUUUCUACCGUGUGCUGAGAGAAAUCCCAGCUGGAGAGGAGCUCAGUGUUUGGUACUCCAACACCCUUGCGCAGUGGUACGACAUUCCCACCACAGCCACCCCCACGCACGACGAAAAAGGUAACUCAGACUUCUAAUGGGAGUGUUCCAGGGCAGGGUGGAAGAGUUUAACCAAGAGGGAAAAAUACAUUUAAUAAUAAUAAUAAUAAUAAUAAUAAUAAUAAUAAUAAUAAUAAUAAUAAUAAUAAUAAUAAUAAUAAUAAAAGAGUCUAUUCCUCUGUUAGCAUUAGGCCACAGCUGUACAUGGAGAGCUCACACUGAGGUCCCAUCGACACUUUGAGGGUCCAUCUCUGCAGGGUUAAAUGACUGCCAAUACAACUUGCUUCUCCUUUUGAACUCAGUGAUGGAAAUCCAUUGAUUGCUGUCUCUACCUGAGGCAUCUCAUCUAUUUAUUUAUAUAUUUUUUAAUAAUGAAUCCUAUUAACAGUCGAAAAAAAAUCACACUGAAUAUCGGCGUAAUUUACACAGAAUAUCGGUGUAAAUUACGCCGAUAUUCAGAUAUUGAGACAUAAUUUGUUGCAGAAAAGAUUAAAACAGUGAGAGUAGGAUAUUGUGUCAGAUUAACCACAUUAUCCAGAUUUCUGAAACAGAUUUAUUUUUUCCUGUGGAUUAAAUUCCUAAUCAGCUUUUCUGUUUGUUUGGGCUGGUAAUGGGAGUUAUAGGUUUUUGCGCGUGAGGAUUAUGGUCAAAUCUUAAUUAAACACCAGCUCAGCAGAAGCUAAUCCGUUUACUUUAAUUAAAUAUUAAUUAAUUCUCAGUUCAUAAUUCGUAACCCAUGAUUUUGUUUUACACUUCUGGACCUGGAGGGGCCUCUUCUUCACUAAUUGAAUAAAUGUAAAAGCAAAAUGAUAUCACACUCGCAUGGUGUGAAAAAAAAAAUGGUGAUCAAGUAAUAACGGUGCUCGACACAGGGAAUAAAAAGAAAGCAAUUAAAAGCAGUAAUAGACGUGUCUCUUCGGUGACCGUGGAGAAGGAAGAGGCUGGUGAUUCAGUUGCGAGACGGAGGUUAACAAAUGUCAUCGUGUCGUUAAUAUUCAUGUAUUCAAAAGCAAAUAAAUUCAAAAACAAGUGCUUCACGGUAAAUUAGGUGGGUGCGUCAAGGUAUUGUGGCCUAAUGAAUGCUAACUUUUAUGUGGGGUGUAUAUUGCCCUGAUUCUCCGGCCCAACACACCGUGUGCGCUCCUGGACAUACGCUCGCUCCCAUUAUUAGGCGUCAACAGAUGGGCCUUCGCCAUUGUUUCUGGAGACUCGCGAUUUCAAGCAACAGCUGCUGUCACUUCCACGGGAAAGAGCGCAGAGAGAGAAAGUCCUGAAUUCAAUGCAUCACUUUCUGAGCGCCAGAUUGGGCAGGGCGUUUGCUCUUUUGAUGGCUAUCAUAAACAAAGGCCCGUAUGAGGAUUACAGAAUCAUUACAUCUAUAUUAACCCCCCGAGUGCUCGACUGGGGGUCACUUAAAAAGCGCCCCGUGCCUAUUACCACUUGGCACAACAUCUUAAACCCGGGUCAUAUCCAAUGGCCGCGAUUGAAAUUUCAGCUGAGGGGCUGGAGAAGCGGACUGAGUAAAAUGGUUCUAGUGUUCAAUUGUUUUAUGGACGUCUUUAUUUGUACAUGUUAAUUCAGAAUGUGUUUUCUGGAUGUUUGUGAGUGUUUUGAACUUGGUCAUAGUAACAAACGGAAAGAGGAUGGCUCUAGGCUUUUGAAGUUUAGAUUUUGGCAUGCAAUUGCGCUUUUACGCACGGAAAUAUACACAAAUAUUAGAUAUUAAUAUUAAUAUAAAAAAAUAUUAAUGCCAUUGUUUAAACCUGCAUUGUGUGAAACUGUGACUCAAUGAAUUAAAUCAAACCUAAUCACCAAAUGUCAUAUUUGUUCUUGUCUCUCCAGGUGAGGAGCGUUACAUCUGCUGGUAUUGCUGGAGAAUAUUCAAAUACCCCAACACUCUCAAGGCCCACGUGCACUUUCACUGCGCCCUGAGCAACGGGCGGGGGUUUGUAAACAGCGAGCAGGCCAGAGGCACAGAGACCUUCAGCAGGUCACCAAAGUCAGGAGACAUCCCCAACACCUCCACCUCACCGAGGAGCGGUCACAACAACACCUCCAUCUCAGACUCUGGCAGGAGAGCGGUGUCCUCCUCACCUUUUCUAAACAAAGUUGGACUGAUUAAAAAAGGCAGCUCAGAGGAGCAGGACAGGGCGCUCGAUAUGAGCGUCACCUCAGCCAGAAACCAAGGGCACAUCCUGGGCCUCGGCGCCACAUCCACAGUGCUCAGCAGCAUGGGCUUCCACCCGGGUGUGCGCUCUGCCUUCAAGCCGACCGGUGUCUCCAAAGUUCCGGGCGCGGACGCAUCCAGGGAGGACGCAAAUGGAAAACUGAACAGCAUGGGAUUCAGCAAACUCAUUGGAAACAUGAAACCGAUCCGACAUGUUGGCGAGACUCUCAACGGAGGAGGGAACCAUCCUCCCAAGUGCACUCCUGCAAUAAUGGACUCCACUUCUCCAAUGGUGCCGUGCACUAACAAUGUCCGAGGUUUCCCAUUGUUGCCUCACAUGGAAGAGACCUCAGCUUUUAAGCACGUCGAGAGCAGGAUGCACUCUGGCCUGUCUCCGUCCCGCUACCCCCAGAUGCCCCCCGGACUCCACUUUGAGAGGUUUUCACUCCCUCAUUUCGACGGUGUGAAGACAUAUGGAGGGGACUGUAACAUCCCGCUAAUGCCCUUCACUGUGUAUAACGGGGAGCUCCUGUACAGCUCACCUUACUAUCCACUUAAAUUCCACUUCAGCAACCUCCUUAAGUAUCCCGAGUCCAUGUCCUACUUCGGUGCGCCUCCUCUCAGUCAAGACCUGGGCUCCAUCACCAACAUUGACCGGGAGAUUGCUAUGCACACGCAACAGCUGUCAGAAAUCGCAGCGGAGAAGAACCGGACAAGGCUGGACUCGAUUCCCGCCGGUAGCACCGGCAGCACCGGGUCAGGCAAGCCGAAAAAAGGGCACUUGUGUCUAUACUGUGGAAAGCUGUACUCGAGAAAAUACGGCCUGAAAAUCCACAUGAGGACUCACACGGGUUAUAAGCCACUGAAGUGCAAAGUAUGUUUUAGGCCAUUCGGAGACCCCAGCAACCUGAACAAACACAUCCGCCUCCACGCGGAGGGAAACACGCCCUACAGGUGCGACUUCUGUGGAAAGGUGCUCGUAAGGAGGCGGGACCUAGAGAGGCAUGUGAAGUCCAGGCAUCCCGGGCAGACCAUCAAGAAACUGGACGACAAAGCGAGCGGCCUGUUCGAGGACGCGGACCACAAGAGCGACAAUGAUAGUGAUGUGGAUGUGUGUUUCACCGACGACCAGAGCGACCAGGAGUCGAGUAAAAAUAACGACUGAGACUUUUUCCACUGACUUUUAAUUACAUCCACAACAACUAUGGCAUUCAAGCUUUUACUGAGUCCAUUAUUUUUACAUUUCAGUUGUUGACCUGACGAAAACACUUUUGAAAACAGAAUCAUCCCUUAUGAAAUGGCCAUCAGUUUAAAAUGCAAGCCAUUUAAAAAUGUCAUAUUUCGACACAUUAAUUGAUGCAACAAAACUGGAACAAUGAGAGAAACACUCAGAAAUCGAACAAACACGUUGCAUGAAGAGCCAUAAAUGAAGUUAAAUAUAUGUUUACAGAUUCUGGAGACUCGCAUAUUUGCUCAUGUUCCUCCUUGAAAAAUGAAGCCUCGACGAGAGGUCUGAAAAGAAAAGAGAACAACAUUCCUCCACACUUGAUAUUUUUGGAAAUUAUAAACUUCAAUGAUUUUUUUUAAAUAUACAAUAUCUUAAUUGUGUAUAAAAGGGCAAACGUUUUCACAUAUUCCCACAAUAUCCCCCCUCUAAACUGUCAGUUGCACUUUAAAGCAGCAGUGAGAAAUGCUCUCCAGCUCCUCUGAGAAGGAGUGACUGAUUUUUGAUUCCGUGCGCCUCGACGAAUAACGAGCCGACUUCGAUUUGCACUUUUCUUGAGGAGGCGCAAGCAGCCAGCAGCAGCGCCCACUUUAUUUAUGGCAUUAUUUCUAUAGUGACGAAAAUGGUAUUGACUGCAGUUAUGUACAGAAGUGUAAAGUAUGAUAUUUCACAUUUCAGUGGAGAAGUGUUGUAUACGUUUGUUUAUAAGUGAUCCUGUCUAUGAGCACAAUAUUUCAGUCCUGUCGUUGUUUUUGAAUAAAUUUAAUUUAAGAUAUCAAA
Xyrichtys novacula (pearly razorfish) is the source of this 6137-nucleotide messenger RNA. The record is from the annotation of a GenBank genome assembly. NCBI's taxonomy places the organism in Eukaryota, Metazoa, Chordata, Actinopteri, Labriformes, Labridae.